AAGGCGGAGUUUGAGCCAAAAUGAGGGAAAAUAAGAACAUGUCCGAGUCCCCCUCUCAAGCGGGAAAAGAAAUACCGGCGAAAAAACAAAAACUAAGCAGUGACGAGAACAGUAACCCGGAUUUAUCCGGAGACGAGAAUGAUGAUGCUGUCAGUGUUGAGAGUGGGACCAACGCAGAGCGCCCAGACACACCCACCAACACUGCCAACGCCCCGGGCAGAAAGAGCUGGGGCAAGGGCAAGUGGAAGUCCAAGAAAUGCAAAUAUUCUUUUAAAUGUGUCAACAGCCUGAGGGAGGACCACGGACAGCCGCUGUUUGGUGUCCAGUUUAACUGGCACAGCAAGGAGGGAGACCCGCUGGUGUUUGCCACCGUCGGGAGUAACAGGGUAACUCUGUAUGAAUGUCACUCUCAGGGAGAAGUGAGACUCUUGCAGUCUUAUGUCGAUGCCGACGCCGAGGAGAACUUCUACACAUGUGCUUGGACCUACGACACCAACACGAGUCAUCCUCUGUUGGCUGUCGCCGGGUCCCGCGGCAUCAUCCGGGUGAUCAACCACAUCACGAUGCAAUGUAUCAAGCAUUAUGUCGGUCACGGAAACGCCAUCAAUGAGCUCAAGUUUCACCCGAGGGAUCCAAAUCUCCUCCUGUCUGUCAGCAAAGAUCACGCUCUCCGUCUGUGGAACAUACAGACGGACACAUUAGUGGCGAUAUUUGGAGGUGUGGAAGGUCAUCGAGAUGAAGUCCUGAGUGCUGAUUUUGAUCUUCUGGGUGAGAAGAUAAUGUCGUGUGGGAUGGACCACUCCUUAAAGCUCUGGAGAAUCAACUCUGAGAGAAUGCAGAAAGCCAUCCGUGGGUCUUAUGAGUACAAUCCCUCCAAGACCAACAGGCCUUUCGUCUCGCAGAAAAUUCACUUCCCCGACUUCUCGACCCGAGACAUCCACAGAAACUACGUGGACUGUGUGCGGUGGCUCGGGGAUCUUAUCCUCUCCAAGUCCUGUGAAAACGCCAUCGUCUGCUGGAAACCAGGGAAGAUGGAGGAAGACAUCGACGUCAUGAAACCAAGCGAGUCAAACGUGACCGUUCUGGGACGCUUCGACUACAGCCAGUGUGACAUUUGGUACAUGCGCUUCUCCAUGGACUUCUGGCAGAAGAUGCUGGCUCUGGGGAACCAGGUGGGGAAGCUUUAUGUGUGGGACCUUGAAGUGGAAGACCCACACAAAGCAAAGUGCACCACACUGACGCUCCCCAAAUGCACAUCGGCUAUCCGGCAAACCAGCUUCAGCCGCGACAGCAGCAUUCUGAUAGCCGUGUGUGACGACGCGUCGAUCUGGCGCUGGGACCGACAGCGCUGAACGGUUCCACCUGAAGAAGAAGAAGAAGAACUUUUGGUUCCAUCCUGUCGCCCUGUGUUCAGAUUUACACUGCAAGAAAUGUCUGUUUGAACAUUUAAUAUUACGUGGGGUCUAAAAAAUACAGCAUUUCCUUAAAAAACAACAACAAAGAAGUGAGAAAAGGUGCCGAUGCAGGAUGAGGUGAUUCCUUUAGUUUUUACGAUGAGCUUCGUCAGUGGGAUUGUUCCUUCAUUGAGCCACAACACGAAAGAACAAAAAGAUAGACGUAGUUCCAAAUCAUAGAAGAGUAUUUAGGAGAAUUAAGAUCUAAAUGUUAAGGAACUAUAACAGCAUGUCGGUGACAUGUUUGACUUCAGCCCCGCGUGUGCCUUCUAGAUUUCUAUGCAGUCUCAUCCAUUGAAAGUUAAUAACAGAGACGAGUGGAAUCAUCUCAAUCAACUGCAUUUGUUUUAGGGGAAAUAAGCUUUUAAGAAGCAACGGAUAAAAUGACCAAAGAUGGAUUUUCUUUGCAGUGGGCCACAUCUUACAUUCAUUAGUUCACACACAAAAGAAAUGAAGAGUUGUUCUUUUUCCUCUACAUUCGUUUGUUUGUGUUGAUGACCUCGCUCCUCCCA
This is a messenger RNA of Anarrhichthys ocellatus (wolf-eel), 1966 nucleotides long. It is a transcript of the gene eed, whose product is annotated as embryonic ectoderm development. The record is from RefSeq and is a predicted model, not a curated record. NCBI's taxonomy places the organism in Eukaryota, Metazoa, Chordata, Actinopteri, Perciformes, Anarhichadidae. The coding region runs from base 21 to 1352 and encodes 443 amino acids. Gene Ontology annotation, molecular function: protein binding. The transcript is spliced from 12 exons.